AUGUCAAUGGCUGCAAUUGGAAUUGCUCUAUACAAAUACGUUAUGAAAUACUCACCCACGAAUCCCAAGUACAUUAACAGAGAUCGACUAGUCCUUUCAAACGGCCACACAUGUGUGUGGCAAUACAUCUUCAUGCACUGGACUGGCUUCCCGGCAAUGACUUUUAAGCAAUUGAAAUCUUACCACUCCCCUCAACAAGAUUCUAUAUGCCCUAGCCACCCUCAGAUCCAACACGAUAGUGUUGAGGUAACAACUGGACCUUUAGGUCAGGGUGUCGCAAAUGCUAUUGGGCUUGCGGUAGCAACCAAACACCUUAAUGCAUUGUAUAGCAGACUGGACCUUGACCUGCCUGAUAAUAUGACAUGGUGCAUCAUUGGUGAUGCCGACUUACAAGAAGGGUUUGCGCUCGAGGCUAUUCAGCUUGCUGGUCAUUGGAGGCUCAAUAAUCUAGCUGUUGUCUACGACAAUAACCAAGUCACUUAUGGAUGCAGUGUCGACGUUACGUGCGGCGAGGACAUCAACGCGAAGAUGAGUGCCUGUGGGUGGAACGUAAUAGAUGUCUUUGACGGUGUUUCGAACGUUACAGCCCUUGUACAAGCUCUAACAGAUGCCCAGAAUAGUCGAGAACAGCCAACAUUUAUAAAUGUUCGAACGAUCAUAGGCUUCGGAAGCGCCAAAGAGGGCGAUUCUAGCGCUCACGGAGGGUCACUCGGAGAAUAA
Bacidia gigantensis is the source of this 720-nucleotide messenger RNA. RefSeq lists its product as uncharacterized. Gene Ontology annotation, molecular function: transketolase activity. Bases 1 to 720 code for a protein of 239 amino acids. Gene Ontology annotation, cellular component: cytosol. The record is from RefSeq and is a predicted model, not a curated record. The transcript has a single exon. Gene Ontology annotation, biological process: pentose-phosphate shunt. Lineage: Eukaryota; Fungi; Ascomycota; Lecanoromycetes; Lecanorales; Ramalinaceae.